AUGCAAGACUUCAGCAACAACGAAAACUUGACGAAUGGAAGGAUGGAUAUCCCUACCUCAGACCCACAAUAUGACCCCAAUUGGGGUUUUGUUGGCGCUGAGGCUGGGCGUAAAUCAGAGCACAUCGGACUCAGUCUUUACACUGGCUGGAUGUAUCCAACCCCUGAAACAACGGGAGCGCCGUACUUCAACCUUUCAGCUGGCUGCAUGGUGCAUCCAGCCGAGAGAAAUGACUUCGCAACUCUCGCCUCUCCCAUCCCACUUGGAUUUGGCGAUGCACAAAGCCAAGCAGCAUUGAAGGCUCCCACCGCGGCAGCCACAGCUCCAGCUCCAGUGGGGAACACAUUUGCUUCUGACAUUCCACUUGGAUUUGGCAAUGCACAGGACCAAGCAACCUUCACGGUUCCUACUCCAGCAGUAAAUUCAUUUGCAUGUUCAAUUCCUGGAUAUUACAGUGUACAACAAGGCCAAGCGAUAUUCACGGCUCCUGUAGCACCGGCCACCACUCCUGCUCCGGCUGUGAGCUCAUUUGCCUCUAACAUUCCACUUGGAUAUGGACAUGCACAAGGCCAAGCAGCGUCCACCUCUCUUGGAGCAGGGGCCACGACCUCUGCUCCAGCUCCAGCCGUUAACACCUUUGCUUGCACCCAAUCACGCUGCCAAGCCUCUUUCAAGCGCGACACUGAUCGCAUCCGCCAUGAAGCUUCCAAGCAUGGCGUGAAUGGAACUCUCCAUUUCUGUCAGGUCUUGGGAUGCCCCAAGAGUCUGGGUGCGGGGUAUACCCGCAGGGACAAGUUGACGGAGCAUAUGUGGAAGAAGCAUGCUAACUUGGGUUUUGUCAAGAGAGCCCAUUGA
Mollisia scopiformis is the source of this 855-nucleotide messenger RNA. RefSeq lists its product as uncharacterized. The transcript is spliced from 2 exons. The record is from RefSeq and is a predicted model, not a curated record. The coding region runs from base 1 to 855 and encodes 284 amino acids. Lineage: Eukaryota; Fungi; Ascomycota; Leotiomycetes; Helotiales; Mollisiaceae.